This is a messenger RNA of Colletes gigas, 3594 nucleotides long. RefSeq names its product tyrosine-protein kinase hopscotch (gene hop). Gene Ontology annotation, molecular function: ATP binding; cytokine receptor binding; non-membrane spanning protein tyrosine kinase activity. Gene Ontology annotation, biological process: peptidyl-tyrosine phosphorylation; hemopoiesis; cell surface receptor signaling pathway via JAK-STAT. The coding region runs from base 56 to 3544 and encodes 1162 amino acids. The transcript is spliced from 12 exons. Gene Ontology annotation, cellular component: cytoskeleton; cytosol. Lineage: Eukaryota; Metazoa; Arthropoda; Insecta; Hymenoptera; Colletidae. The record is from RefSeq and is a predicted model, not a curated record.
GAUAAAUCAUCACAGUAACAGUAUGUAAAAAGAAAAACGUGUGAUUCUGUCAAAAAUGGACAAUGAUCGAUUGGCGAUUGUUUAUGUGGCAAACGAGGAAAAAGAAUUGACAUUUUCGGUUCAUUACAAACAAACGAUCGAUGAUCUUUGUAUCAAGGUUUGCAAAUCUCUGGGAAUAGGACCAGUGGCCAGGCAUCUGUUUGCUCUUAGAAAUCAUUAUACAAAACUAUGGUAUUCCGUGGCACAUUGUUUAGAACCAAAAGACAAAAAUAAGUUUGACUUCAGACUAAGAUUUAAGCCUUCAAGUUUACGCAGAUUAAAGCAGAUCGAUGGAAAUGCCUAUGAUUAUUAUUUUCAACAAGCAAGAGCUGAUGUUAUGGAUAACAAAGUUCCAGAUAUUGUUUAUGAGAGACAUAAACAAGAGCUAAUUGGGCUCGGUGUCACUGACAUGUAUAGAGUAAUGUUGGAGAAAAAGGUACCGAGAGAAACGGUAGAAUCGGAAUACAGAAAGUACAUUCCCAAGGAAUGUAUAAAACGCCAUGCAUUUUUUAUUAAAAAACCAAUUCAUAACGCGCUCCGUAAAAUAUCCGGAUACGAUGCAAACUAUGUCAAAGAACAAUAUUUAAAGCAAUUCGAAUGCAUGGCGCCGAAUUAUCCGUAUGAAGAAUACGAGGCUUUGAUGGACAGAGGUUUACAAAAUUCACCAACAAAAGUAGCUUUGAGAGUAAAUGUAGAUGAAGUAAAAUAUUGUGAAACAAUUGCUACAUCUUGGACCUCGUUGUGUGCAAUUGAGGAUUUAUGUUUUAUCUCUAUAAGACAAGAUAACACGGUGGAGAUAUCAAGAAAAAAUGGUAUACCGUCGUAUUUGAAGUUUGCAAAAAAUGCGCUCUUAAUGUCUUUCGUGUCGGCAUUGGGUGGUUAUUAUCGCCUAGCAGUUAAAUGGACAUUUGAUUUGUGUGGUGAGAUUGUUACUCCUACUUUGGAAAGACUGCACAAAUUAAAGUGUCAUGGUCCUGUUGGACAAGAAUUUUCAUACGCGAAACUCCAGCAAAAACGUGCUAAUAAACCUGGUUCUUAUUUACUCAGAGAAAGUGAAACGGAGUACAAUGUAUUUUUCUUAGAUGCGUGUAACAAGGAGGGAAAAUUAUUUUCAAAAAGAAUAGAAAACAGAAUUUCAUCGGAUGAUUACGUCAUUACUGGUAGUUCCGACCAUUAUAAUUCAUUGGCACAGUGUGUUGCAUCUUUUCAAGAUUCUGAAGGAGAACCAUAUCUUACAGAAUGCUUACCACCUACAGAAUACGACAAAUCACCGCUGUUACUAUGUGCACCUGAGAGUGCAGUGAGCGAAGUAGCAGCUGAUGAAGAGAUCGUUGCAUCGGUCUUAGAAACCGGACCACGCUGUGUACCUCAGAAUCAGCUUGAGAUCUACAAACCGUUUCUAAGAACUACGGAAAUUCGUUAUUAUUCGCCUACAACCCUUCAUCGAGGAAUUUGGAGACUGACUAAAGGGAAAAAGUUAGAAGUUGCCCUUAAAAUUUUAAAACAAGAAGAAGAAACGAAUUACACAAAAGAAUUUCUAGAUCUCGCUGGGAAAUGGUCUCAGCUGCGUUCUGGUACACUUGUAAGGUUGUAUGGAUUGACCGUAACACCAUCGAUCGGAAUGAUUUUGGAAUUAGUACGACAUGGUUCGCUCGAUGAAUAUUUACGUAGCUCUUCGUCUCAAACAAUAAAAACUGUAGAUAUGGUAGAAGCAACAGCUUGUUUAGCUACUGCUCUCUGGCACCUGGAAGAAAAUGGUGUAGUUCAUGGUAACAUUAGGUGCAAUAAACUCCUCGUACAUGCGCACACUAACAACAGUUUUGUGGUAAAACUUGCUGAUCCAGGAUUAUUUGUAUACACGGAAACAGAUAUUCACUGGUUACCCCCAGAAACAUACAACGAGCCAGAACUUGCUAGACAUAGUUUUCAAGCAGAUGUCUGGGCUGUUGGAACAACAAUUUGGCAAAUCUUUGCCAGGGGAGCUACGUUAUUAGAAUUUCGAAAUGCUGUUACUAUGAAAAAAUAUUACGAGUCUGGAAAACGUUUACCUAUACCGAAUGGUUGCCCUACAGAAGUCUAUAGAUUAAUACUUGAAUGUUGGGGAGACACGAGCGGGGCUAGAAAGCAACCCCAAGCAAUAAUGAGAGACAUAAAUCAAAUUUUGUAUCAAGUAUACAACUCUCGCAGAAGUCACGCUUACGCGACAGCGUUUCCUAAAUUAUUUAGUUCGGAAUUGAAGAAAUUAGACGAGGAUAGUUCCGAUAGCAUCGAUAGCAGAUCAAUAAAUAGUGACUCAAGAUCUAGUAGUCUAAUUACUAACAAUACAAGUCUCCCCUGGAAUGAUACCGAUGACAAUAUGCAAGGUCUAAUAAACAUCAAUGAAAAUUACGUAGGCAGCACGGAAGAACUGUCUGCAUAUUUAGGUUGGCUAUCUAGUGCUAGACGAGAUUCGGAAGGGUACCCGAUUUCUCAAAAUAACAUUCCUAAUAUGAAUCAUAUCGAACACACGGCUCAAGCUCUUCGACUAGGGCAUGCUGGCGAUUUGAGCGAGGUAAUCGGAAGGAACGAAGCAGGAACAGGAGAAGAUUGUGGUUCUAGAGGAAGUAAUGGUUCCUUAGGCCAAAUGAGAGGCAUAUACGAAUUAGACAUUGAUUGUAAUGUAAUUCUGCAAGGUAGAAUUGGUCAAGGUUUUUAUGGAGAAGUCUAUAGGGGUACGCUUGAAAGAGAAAAUGGAAAGGAUAUUGAAGCACAACAGGUUGCUAUCAAGAAAUUGAAAACACGAGCGCUCGAUGCAGAUAUAAGGGACUUUGAAAGAGAAAUUGCCAUAAUGAAGACCUUGAAACAUCCAAAUGUAGUAGAAAUUCUUGGAGUGAUAUCAGAACCCGAAGUUUGUUUAGUAAUGGAAUAUGUUAAACAUGGUUCAUUGCAAAGUUAUUUAGCAAUUCACAAACACGAAUUAACGCAUAAAAGACUGCUGGGUUUUGCUUUGGAUAUUGCAACAGGCAUGGAUUACUUGGGUAGUAUGAAUAUUGUUCACAGAGACCUUGCAGCAAGAAAUAUAUUAGUCGCGGAUGAAAAUAAAGUGAAAAUCAGUGACUUUGGGCUGGCCCAAGUCACUGGAAAAAAUGAUUAUUAUAUUUUACAGACUGAUCGUGGCCUUCCCAUAAAAUGGUAUGCACCAGAAAGUAUUAGGGAUGGGAAAUUUUCCACUAGAUCAGAUGUAUGGUCUUUCGGUGUAACGAUGUAUGAAACAUUCGGCUUUGGAGAAGAACCACGUCUGCCUGGACUGGAAUCGAGCACAGACCGUCUUCAAAACGAACAAGAAAAAGGAAGCACCGAAUUACUAGCCGCGUUAGAAAGGGGCACGCGUCUUCCUUGUCCUUCUACCUGCCCGCAAGCAAUUUAUGUAAAACUUAUGUAUCCCUGUUGGCAUUUGCAAAGCCAUCAGAGACCAGGUUUUAUAACUCUUUGUAAAGAUAUUAGAGAUCUCCUUGCUCAAUAUUAAAUAAGAGUUAGAUAAAAGAUAAAAUUGGUAUAUUAAAUGAUAUUCAAAAU